AUACGCACCAUGGCCAUUUUGUACGUCCAAGUCACUACAUACUCUAGUACGGAGUAUAUGUAAAUCCUCACUCCGGCGGCGGCGGCGGGAAUCCGACGGUUAUGAAAAUCUUUUUGCAGCCGCGUACGGCGGAGCUCUGAGAUUCCCCUCGCAGCUGCGCGCCAGCCACAUCCGUACAAAUCUUAUCUCCUUCAUCUUCCUUUCAAUAACCGGCUAAAAUGGCUGCCGCCUCUGUUCCCUGGCUUCAAUUUCCGGCUCAAUCAUUUCACUCCAAUUCCACCAUUUCUUCCGCCAGAUUCAAACCUUUAUCCAUUUCAUCAUCUCCCAUAUUUUCCGGGAAUCCGGGGAGGUAUUGUGUAAUUAGGUGUACUUCAUGGAAUGAAUGGAAGCAGGGUAGCUCUUCCACUGAGGCGAGGAAGGUCGAGAAGGUUCGGGAAGAAAAGCGGAGAGAAGAAAAGAGGAGGGCUGAACUCUAUGCUCGAAUUGCUUCCGGGGAGUUCACUGCUGAGCAAUCUGGGAUUUCAUCAAUCCUUAUCAAUGGGCUGGCAAGAUUGGGUGUCCCUAGGGCAUUUCUUGAAUAUCUGUUUAAGCUAUUUGGUGGCCGUGAAGGGUAUCCUCGGAUUCCAGAGGCAAAAGGAUCCAUUAAGGCCAUUAGGAGUGAGGCUUUUUUCAUCCCACUUUAUGGGCUUUACAGAACAUAUGGUGGGAUAUUCAGACUGACAAUUGGUCCCAAGGUUUUUUUUGUUAAUUUUUAUUUUUUGCUCGUAUCCUUAUUGAUAUAUAUCCGGGAGCAUGCCCAAAGACUCUCCGUAGCCCGCCAAGGGAAAGACAGAUCAGGGGAAUAAAGCCCAAGUGUGGUGACAUUAAUUGGGUUGAAACUUCUCCAUUUUCCUGUCUUAGAACCCAACCCAACACCAUGGUUGUCCUACACCCACCCUAGGCUGAGCCCACUCUCCAUACCUUCCCUAAACAUCCAAAAUAUUUCCUUUUCAAAAUAAAGUUUUCCUACUCCUAUUUUAGGCCCUGGCCGAAAAUAAGAGUGUGUAAACCACAACCUUUGUUUGUUGUUAUUUUCUUUCUUUUAAACCUUUUAAUAAACAAAUAAAACCUUCUAUCCUUUUCUAUAAAUCCCAGGCCAAAUAUCCCUCAUUAUCCCAACACAACAUCAACCAAGAUAUUCCCCAUUCUUAUCCCCUUUAUGUUCCCUACUAGGGCUGAAUAAACAACCACAAAAAGCCAAGGGACAUUUGAGUUGUUGUUGAUACACCACCUACUAAAUCAGUCACCUCAUAUGACCAAGAAUAUAAGGCCAAUACACCAUCCAUCACCCAUCUUUGUUUGUCCCCU
Molecule: messenger RNA, 1347 nt
Organism: Cuscuta campestris
Lineage: Eukaryota; Viridiplantae; Streptophyta; Magnoliopsida; Solanales; Convolvulaceae
Source: the annotation of a GenBank genome assembly